Molecule: messenger RNA, 1443 nt
Organism: Thamnophis elegans (Western terrestrial garter snake)
Lineage: Eukaryota; Metazoa; Chordata; Lepidosauria; Squamata; Natricidae
Gene: PHKG1
Product: phosphorylase kinase catalytic subunit gamma 1
Exons: 10
Coding region: 1-1179 (392 amino acids)
Biological process (GO): glycogen biosynthetic process; protein phosphorylation
Cellular component (GO): phosphorylase kinase complex
Molecular function (GO): ATP binding; phosphorylase kinase activity; calmodulin binding
Source: RefSeq, a predicted model, not a curated record
AUGACCAAAACUGAGGAACUGCCUGAUAGCCAAACUUCUGAAGAGUUUUAUGAAAAAUAUGAACCUAAGGAAAUCUUGGGAAGAGGAGUAAGCAGUGUUGUCCGUCGAUGCAUUCAUAAAAUCACUCGACAAGAAUACGCUGUUAAAAUUAUAGACAUCACAGCUGGAAAUCUCUCCCCACAAGAAGUUCAGGAGCUGAGAGAAGCCACUCUGAAAGAAAUCAGCAUCCUCCAGAAAGUGUGUGGACAUCCUAAUAUUAUCCAGCUGAAGGACAGCUUUGAAUCUCACACCUUUUUCUUCCUGGUGUUUGAUCUGGUAUUUCACAGAAUGAAGAAAGGGGAGCUAUUUGAUUACCUUACAGAGAAGGUGACCUUAAGUGAGAAGGAAACUAGGAAAAUCAUGCGUGCUCUUUUGGAAGUGAUUCAGUUCCUCCAUGCCUUGAACAUUGUCCACAGAGAUCUCAAGCCAGAGAACAUCCUUCUGGAUGACGACAUGAACAUCAGACUCACUGACUUUGGCUUCUCAUGUCAGCUGCAGGAAAAUGAAAAACUCAAAGAGAUCUGUGGUACUCCUGGCUACUUGGCUCCUGAAAUACUAGAAUGUUCCAUGGAUCCAGAUCAUCCAGGUUAUGGGAAGGAAAUUGACAUGUGGAGUGCAGGAGUCAUCAUGUAUACCUUGCUGGCUGGAUCUCCUCCUUUCUGGCACCGGAAGCAGAUGCUGAUGUUAAGAAUGAUCAUGAAUGGAGAUUACAAAUUUGGGUCUCCCGAGUGGGAUGACCAAUCAGAUACAGUCAAAGACUUGAUUGCCCACUGUUUAGUGGUGAAGCCGCAGAAUCGUUUCACUGUGCAGGAUGCCCUCACCCACCCCUUCUUCCAGCAGUACAUGGUGGAGGAAGUCCGGCACUUCAGCCCCUUCCGGAAAUUCCGGGUCAUCUGCCUGACUGUCCUGGCCUCAGUUCGCAUCUACCUCACCUACCGUAACAUCAAGCCGAUUACCCAGGAUGUGCUGCAGCGCGACCCGUACGGGCUGAAGCCAGUCCGCAAAAUGAUUGAUGCUUGCGCUUUCCGGAUCUAUGGCCAUUGGGUGAAGAAAGGACAAGCUCAAAACAGAGCUGCCCUCUUUGAAAACACUCCCAAAGCCAUCCUGUUCAGCUUGGCUGCCGAAGAGGAACUUCUCUGAUUUCCAAAAUCUCCAGGAAGAAAGCGGUUCAAACAGCCUUUGGCAUCUUCCCAAUUGGGCUGAGCAGGGUCCCAACACAUGUGCAGACUUCAACCCCCACAAUUCUCCAGCCAGCAAAGAUGGAAAUGAAAUAGCAAAGUAUAAAAAAAGCCUAAUACAGACCAGAAUGCCUUUUUAUUAAGUGCAUUAUUAUUGUUGUUGUUGUUGCUUGCAGUCAGCCAGAUGUUUAGACUGGAUCGGGUAUUUUUGUUUACUAGGUACAGG